GUACUCACGGAUGAAAACAAAUGGCGUAAACAAUACAAUCGGCUGCCGCGUUUCGGAUUGUGCAAUUUCCGCGAAUUUUCCAUCGAAUUGCAGUGGUCUAGUGUGCAUUUCGUUGCAUGUGAUAACGGCAAACGCAGAGGUGACGUGAUUAGAACCAAAGGCUCGCUAGAAGUAGUGAUUUUUCGAAUGGCAAUCUAUCAGACUUCCUAUUAAAGUUUGCUGCAGUUCAUUCAACCCCCUAGUGAAGGUAAAGUGUAGCUGUAAUGGGGGUUAGUGAAAUGGGUUGUAUAUUUUGGGGGAAGUUCGGGAAAAUAACGAUGCCCUCUGCCAGUGUUUCCAGGCGUAAAAAUUUAGUUUGCUGUGCUUUCAUGGUAGAGUCCUAGCGAAAAAAAAAACAUUUAUCACUAAGUGUUCAGCUUCUAGGAUGUGUUCAGGAACUGUUUUUUAUUGAUGUGAAAAGUAAGACGAAUAUAGAAGUUUUUUUGACGUUUCAAUGGACUUGAUUUAAAAUUUGGCAGUUAGCGUUACUUCAUAAGGAAACCAUCAUGCCCAGGAGAAAGGUGUGUUUGAGGUGUCGCUCCUGGAGUUGAGUACAUGACGCUACGCGGCAUUUUCGCAUCUUUUAUACGACAUAAAAAAGAAGAAGGUUUGCGUGAUUCGGAUCCUUUAAUUCAAGUCGGUGCGUGUAUGUUUCUUUUCGUCGAAAGCCGGUUGUAUUACAAGCUGACAUGCGUCGUACAAGCGAAAUUAAGUGCUGUAAAUUAACCACCAAAUUGGUUGAAUGCUCUGUUAACAACUGCCACUAGUUAUAAAACAUAAAAAGUAAGACUUAUAGUGUUAAAUUCCGACUAUUUAGCAUUUAAUAUUAAGGUAAAAUUGAAUGAAUCAUUACUAAUCUGAUCACCAUGUUGCUGGCAGAAAUUAAGAAUCGGUGACACGGUGGAGGAUUUGUGUUCUAGUUUCGUGUAAGUGAUGUGCGCAUUGAUAGGAAGCGAUGUGGGCUGGCUUUGAGAGAGUGGGUAGUGCAUCUAAAGGCGAUGGUGCCAGUCACAGUCAGCAGGAAACGUUGGCCGACAUUGAGCAUAUUUCUACGAUCGCUGGUUCGCUCGGUAGCAUCGGAACAAUAUCGCAGUGCGCCGAUGGAGAACCCGCUUACGAAACAGAUCACACCGAUCUUAAUUCCGAGUAUGACGAAACGGAGAUGCGCAGGGAGCUCAUGAAAGAUAAAUGGCGACAACUUUUCGAUGCGUUCGAUCCGGAGGGAUUUGGUGAAAUCCCAGUGGGUGACUUUAUUGAUGCCUUAAAAUCACCGGAAUUUCUAGCCAACGUACCUCCAAACAAACGUGACAUUCUGUACGAUCGCGCGUUAAAAACUAAAUCCUCGGGAUUGGAGGCAAUCUCAUUCCAGGACUUUGUGAAUGUGAUGAGCGGCAAACGGUCGCGUAGUUUCAAGUGUGCAGUACAUCAUCGCGAUCGUGAAGUUUGUUCGGAGAACGAUUUUCAUCUGAUAUUUGAAGAUCCACCAUUAUUCAAGAGAAUGGUACACGUAAUUGCAAUGGAAGUGCUCCCCGAAGAGCGGGAUCGAAAAUAUUAUGCAGACAAUUAUUCAUGCUGUCCGCCUCCAUUAUUUGUGAUAUUAGUUACAUUAGUUGAGUUGGGUUUCUUCACAUACCACACGCUUACAUCGGGCCAGGCGGACCCGGCCGGUCCGGUUCCGAUCGAUUCGAUGUUUAUCUAUAGGCCAGACAAACGACACGAAGUUUGGCGGUUCCUAUUCUAUAUGGUUCUACACGCGGGGUGGUUCCAUCUCGGUUUCAACCUAGUCGUUCAACUUCUUGUUGGGCUACCAUUGGAGAUGGUACACGGCUCAACCAGGAUAGGAUGCGUAUAUCUAGCGGGUGUUCUUGCAGGAUCUCUAGGCACCAGUGUAUUCGAUCCUGAAGUUUACCUAGUCGGUGCUAGCGGGGGAGUUUACGCUCUGUUAGCAGCUCAUCUAGCGAACGUUAUGCUGAACUACCGUAACAUGCAGUACGGCGUUAUCCGAUUGUUGGCGAUACUUCUAUUCGCAUCCUGCGAUGUCGGUUUCGCGAUCUACUCCAGGUACGCGGUAGAGCCGCAAAGUGGUGCUCCCUCGGUGUCCUAUGUUGCCCACUUGACUGGUGCACUGGCCGGUCUGACGAUCGGUUUGCUAGUGUUGAAGAAUUUCGAACAGAAACUACACGAACAGCUGCUGUGGUGGGUGGCCCUCGGAGUGUACGCGGCGUGUACAAUUUUUGCCGUUGUGUACAACUUGGUGAACACCGUCACAGUGCAGAGGCUAGAGGAGGAAGGCGAGCAGGUACUGAAGCAGCAUCUUUUCAAUAAUUUUGGAUUUUAAACGGUCGCGUACGCUCGACGGUAGUUACUAAACGACACGCGUAGAACUCAGACAGGCUCCAGAGCGUUUUGAACGCACCUCUUCAGUUGGGACGACUAUCGGCGCCAACAGGUGGGUCGAGCUUUAGAGUAUAAAAUCAGAAACACGGGAAAAAUGUAGUCUUCGGUACAGUGUUUAGAGUUAAACUUUGAGGCUGUGCAUGCGGAAUUGAACAUUUGAAAGGCCUCGGAAAAGUUGUGAUUCGUGCUUAGAUUUAUUUUCUACUUACGUGUACGAUUACAGUUGACAUCAUCAAUCAAACGACGAAAUAAAAGCAAGCUUAGUGACCUCGGCUGUUAGGCCAGGAUCACACUGCAAUGUUUGUGCAACUUGUUUCGGGUGCGCUAGAUAAUGGGAUUAAAAUGAUCGUUUGACUCGACAAUCAAUCUGGCUGUUUUAUAUUCAUCGCAAUAUAUUUGAAAACCCUAUACGUAACAUAUUGCAGUGUGUUCGAAAUUUAGAUUGCUAUCUUGUUCAAUUGCAGGUGACUAAAGCUCUUCAUUUACACACGACAGCCAUUUUGAUGAUAAACGUUUCAUUUUGAUCCAAUAUACCAAAGACUGUAAAUAACAUUUAAAUACCAAUCACCUGAAAUCGCGAGGGAAAUAGUUAGCAAAUGUCGUAAAAUCGAAGGAGCCGUUGAUCUCCGACUCAAGUCCAGUAGAAUAUGUAUAUAAUGUGAAUUUUUAUAGCUAUAUAGUAAUACUGAGUUCCAUCCAAGUACUCUUGGAUUUCGCAAAUGUCUCAGUGAACUCCGGAAAUAAAAAAAAAAUCAUUUAUAAAUCACUCAUUAACCUCAAUGCAAAUAUGUACGCAACAUUACCCUUCGUUCCAAUCACGAAACUUCAAAUUCGAGUUUUGGUUAGACUCUCUAAGUUGGAACAUUAAUGUAUCAAAAAUCGUCGUAACAUUGUAUUGCAGCCGCAUUAAGAGGAGAACAAUAAUUCUAGUCAAAUUUCUAUGAAACUACUAUUAUAAUUAUUAUUCAUUUAACCUGAGUAACUCCGAACUUCUAGAGAGAAUAGAACAAAAAAAAGUAUUGUAGCGAAGAAAUACACUCAACUUAUUCAAGUCAUUAAUCACAAAGAAGUAAGCGUUUAUUUAUUAUUAUUUUUUGCCUAAUGCAACGCAAUCAAGAUAAAGCCGUCAAAUAGUGGAAAACGUCCCCUACAUUGGAGCUGAACAAGAAGCGAUGACUCUCAUCGCUCCUUGUUCCAUGUUUUUGCUCUAACUUUGCGUCUCUUUGCGGCCUGUUUCCAUAGAGACCAAUUGUUAUGCAUCAAUUCUGUUGAGGAGCACAAUCCUAAUUGUUUUUGUGUCUUUAUAUUAUUAAUUUUGUUUUAUUAGGAAAAGCCAAAGAAGAUUUAUUUAUUUUAUACCGUAAAUUAUUUCGACAGAAUAAGUAACUUUCGCCGCGAUUGUCGCGCAAACGUAUCGUGCAUUGGUCUUUCCCUAGCAGGAAAUGAUUGCGUUUAAGACUCAGAACGAAUUCUCUUACAAUAGUGAAUGCCUUACCAAAUAGAAGCAAACCAAAUAAGUAAACAAAACAAGUGACUCCACUCUGCCCCAAAUAAUCAGGUAAUCCAAUCUUGAAAGUACAAACGGUUCAAAUCAAUGUGCUCUUUCGGAUUCUAAGCAUCACUGCCAGUAGGUUUGAUAUGAAUAUUUCAGUGAAUACAAGAGAAAAAAAAACACACACAUACACUGAUUAAAAGUUUUAUGAUCCUGCAGAACAGCAAAAAACGCAUUCAUUUUCUCAAUUGAGCAGCAAAACGAAACCAUCCUUACGGGGAAGAAAAACUGUAUUACUAUCUUACAUGACAAGGAAUACCACAAAAACUCUAAUAGGAUGUAUUUAUAAUAAAUUAUUGUAUGCAAAAGAAACUAUAUGCGAAAACGGCAACAGUUGCUGAGAAAACUUUAAUAAAAAAAAUAC
This is a messenger RNA of Wyeomyia smithii (pitcher-plant mosquito), 4352 nucleotides long. RefSeq names its product protein rhomboid (gene stet). The record is from RefSeq and is a predicted model, not a curated record. Lineage: Eukaryota; Metazoa; Arthropoda; Insecta; Diptera; Culicidae. Gene Ontology annotation, cellular component: membrane. The transcript has 10 exons. Gene Ontology annotation, molecular function: serine-type endopeptidase activity. The coding region runs from base 995 to 2377 and encodes 460 amino acids.